Messenger RNA from Myotis lucifugus (little brown bat), 5992 nucleotides. It is a transcript of the gene BLTP3A, whose product is annotated as UHRF1 binding protein 1. Gene Ontology annotation, molecular function: histone deacetylase binding. The coding region runs from base 214 to 4509 and encodes 1431 amino acids. NCBI's taxonomy places the organism in Eukaryota, Metazoa, Chordata, Mammalia, Chiroptera, Vespertilionidae. The record is from RefSeq and is a predicted model, not a curated record. The transcript has 21 exons.
GCAGUGCGCUAUCUCUGCGUCGCUCAGAGCUGGCGCCCGCCGCACCGCGCAGGUGGGUGGGAUCGCGGCGGAGAUAGAGCGCCCGGGCCGGGGCGGGAGAGCGCCAUGGCAGCGGCAUCCAGUCCCCGCGCCGCGGCGAGGUGAGGGGCUGCUGCUUCACGGCUGAGGAGGCCACACCGCCCACUUGCUUUCCACGCGGGACGCGGCUCCGGCAUGGCCGGAAUCAUCAAGAAGCAGAUCCUGAAGCACCUGUCCCGGUUCACUAAGAAUCUUUCCCCAGACAAAAUCAAUUUGAGCACCCUGAAAGGGGAGGGUCAGCUGACCAAUCUGGAGCUGGAUGAAGAGGUUCUACAGAAUGUGCUGGAGCUGCCUACCUGGUUAGCCAUCACUCGGGUCUACUGCAACAAGGCCUCCAUCCGGAUCCAGUGGACAAAGUUGAAGACGCACCCAAUUUGCUUGUGUCUGGAUAAGGUGGAGGUGGAGAUGAAGACAUGUGAGGAGCCGCGGCCUCCCAAUGGACAGUCUCCCAUUGCCCUUGCUUCAGGACAGAGUGAGUAUGGCUUUGCUGAGAAGGUGGUGGAGGGGAUGUUCAUCGUCGUCAAUUCCAUCACCAUCAAGAUUCACGCCAAGGCCUUCCACGCUUCUUUUGAAUUGUGGCAGCUCCAGGGCUAUAGUGUGAACCCCAAUUGGCAGCAGAGUGACCUGCGUCUCACCCGCAUCACCGACCCCCGCCGAGGAGAGGUUUUAACAUUUAAGGAAAUAACUUGGCAAACCCUUCGGAUUGAGGCAGAUGCUACAGAUAAUGGUGAUCAGGACCUGGUCACCACCCCACUGAGGCUUAUUACCAACCAAGGCAGGAUCCAAAUAGCCCUCAAGAGAAGAACCAAAGAUUGCAAUGUGGUAGCCUCCAAGCUGAUGUUCCUGUUGGAUGACCUGCUCUGGGUGCUGACUGACUCGCAGCUCAAGGCUAUGAUGAAGUAUGCAGAGUCACUGAGUGAGGCCAUGGAGAAGUCAGCCCAGCAGAGAAAGAGCCUGGCCCCUGAACCUGUACAGAUCACCCCACCUGCUCCCAGUGCCCAGCAUUCCUGGGCCCAGGCAUUUGGUGGCAGCCAGGGCAGCAGCAGCAACAGCAGCAGCCGGCUCAGCCAGUACUUUGAGAACUUUGAUGUGAAAGAGUCCUCCUACCACCUGCUCAUCUCCCGCCUGGACCUGCACAUUUGUGAUGAUAGCCAGUCCCGAGAGCCAGGUGUCUCUGCAAACAGACUCAUGGAUGGCGCCAUGCAGCUUACCUUCCGCAAGAUGGCAUUUGACUACUACCCCUUCCACUGGGCAGGCGACAGCUGCAAACACUGGGUACGGCACUGUGAGGCCAUGGAGACCCGAGGCCAGUGGGCCCAGAAAUUGGUGAUGGAAUUUCAGAGUAAAAUGGAGAAGUGGCAUGAGGAGAUGGGUCUGAAACCUCCCUGGCACCUGGGGGUAGACUCUCCCCUCCAGAAGAAAGCAGAUUCUCUCUCCAGUACUCGAAAGAACUCGCUUGAGAGAAACCCCUCUCAGGGAAGAAAGGCUGCCUUUCGGCCUCCAGCAUGGAAUCGCUUACGCUCUAGCUGCCUGGUAAUACGGGUGGAUGACUUGGACAUCCAUCAGGUUUCUACAGCUAAACAGCCCAGUAAGAAGCCAUCUACACUCCUUUCCUGCAGUCGGAAACUUUACAACCUACCCGCUCAGGUCUCCGCCAUUCACAUUGAGUUCACAGAGUAUUAUUUCCCAGAUAAUCAGGAGCUUCCAGUUCCCUGUCCCAAUCUCUACAUUGAAUUAAAUGGUCUGACAUUUACUGUGGAUCCUGUCAGCUUGCUCUGGGGAAACCUCUUCUGCCUGGAUUUAUACCGCAGCUUGGAGCAGUUCAAAGCUAUCUACAAACUGGAAGAUUCCAGCCAGAAAGAUGAGCACUUGGACAUCCGACUGGAUGCCUUCCGGUUGAAGGUAAGCUUCCCGCUGGAGAAGAGAGAGCAGGCUGGGCUGCAUCGGCCCCAGGCCCUAGUCUUCUCUGCAUCGUCCAUGACUGCCACCAAUACGCGUCAUACCCCACACUACAACUGUCCAGAUCUCCACAGUCUCUUCCAGGGUUUUGCUGCUGCUGAGUUCUUUCAUUCCAAUUAUGUUCAGUUCCCCAAGGUUCCAGGUGGCUUCAGUCUCCUGCAUAUGCUUUUUGUGCAGCAUGCCUUCCAGAUGGAUUCCAGCCUCCCUCAUGCUAGCACCCUCCCUCCCCAGAGGCCUACGGCUUCCCAGGAUCUCUGGUCCAUCCACUUCCCCCAGAUCUCCUUGGACUUUGAGGGAACAGAGAACUUCAAAGGCCGUACCUUGAAUUUUGUGGCCCCCUUCCCCUUGUCCCUUUGGGCCUGCCUACCCCUGCGCUGGCAGCAGGCCCAGGCACAGAAGCUCCUUUUGGCCGCAGAAGGGAGGCUGAAACCAUCAGCCAGCUUUGGCAGUACUGUUCAGUCUGGGGCCCUAGCCCCUGACACUGUGUCCCAUCUGAGGUCAAAGACUGAACAUGAUUUGAAAAGCCUGUCAGGUUUUACUGAAGUCAUGGAGACUCUGAGAGAAGGCGGCGGUGGUGGUGUGGAUAUCAAAGAGCCUCUGACCGAGCUGCAGGACACGGCAGAGGUUCACAUGCUUGUACACUCCCCUGACCAUGUCCGAGUGAGGCUCGACCACUACCAGUACUUGGCUCUGCUCCGCCUGCAGGAGGUGCUCCAGGGUCUUCAGGAGCAGCUGAUGAAGGAUACAGAGGCCAUGACUGGGUCUGCCAUGCAGGACCCGACAGCUUGCAUUGGGGUCCUCUUCCCCAGCGCUGAGGUGGCUCUGCUCAUGCAUCCUGCCCCUGGUGCUGCCGAAGCUGAUUCUGUGGGUUUAGAUACCACCAGCCUCAUAGAUUCGGAGCUGUCUCCUUCCGAGGAUCGGGAGCUGAAGUCUGAUGCCUCCUCAGACCAGGGCCCAGCAAGCCCUGAGACGUUUCUGGAGGACAGUGGCAUUGGAAAUCUGGAUGCAGCCCAGGAUAGGUCACUGCCUCUCUAUAGCCAUGGAGAGCUGCAGCACUCAGCUUCUCUUGCACAGCAGUGGGCAGGGAAGGGCCAUGAGGCAUUCGAUUCGCUACAGGCCAAGAGACUAAGCAGAGCCCAAGCAUCCAGCUCACCAGCUGCCCUGAAGCCCCCAGGUGUUAGGGAUACCACUGUGAAUGGACAGAGUGAGCUUGCACCCCUGAAGAACAUUGAGGGAGAAUUGUCAAGUGCUAUGCAUACGACCAAGGAUGCCACCAAGGAGGCUCUGCAUGCCACCAUGGACCUCACCAAGGAAGCUGUGUCUUUGACCAAGGAUGUCUUAGGUCUGGGCAAAGACCGAAUGAGCUCCACCAUGCACAAGAUGCUGUCCCUGCCCCCAGCCAAGGAGACCAUGGCCAAGAUAGAGGAGAAGGUGGCAGCCCCAGUGAGUGGAGGUGGUUCCCGACUCCGAUUUUUUUCCAUGAAGAGGACAGUGUCUCAGCAGUCAUUUGAUGGUGUCUCAUUGGAUAGCAGUGGCCCUGAAGACCGGAUUUCAGUAGACAGCGAUGGUAGUGAUGGGUUCGUGAUGCUCAUGGAGUCUGAGUCUGGUUCAGAAUCUCUUCCACCAGGAUCUCUUCCAAGUGCCCUGGACAGUGCUGGUGUUCAAGGGAGCUCCAUCGUGGAGAGUUGUGGACAGGGGUCACCAGGGGCCAAUAGUUUGGCCCCACCCAGUGGGGAAGACCUCCACCCUCACCCGGUCUCGGUUCUGGUGCUGAAGGUAAAUGAGGUGUCUUUGGGGAUUGAGGUACGUGGUCAGGACCUGACUGUGGCCCUGCAAGCAGAGGAACUGAGCCUGCAGCACCUGGGCACCGUGGGACUCUGGCCGUUCCUGCAUGGACAGUGCCCGGGUACGAGCUUUCUAGAAUCCUCAACUUCGAAGACUUGCCACAUCAGGCCAGCUGUGGGCCUUCGCUUUGAGGUGGGGCCUGGUGCAGCUGUUCAUUCCCCCCUGGCCACAAAGAAUGGCUUCCUGCAUUUAUUGCUUCAAGGCUGUGACCUUGAGCUGCUCACCUCAGUGCUCAAUGGCCUGGGGCCCUUCUUGGAGGAUGAGGAGAUUCCGGUGGUAGUUCCCAUGCAGAUUGAGCUCCUGAACUCCAGGAUCACCCUGAAGGAUGAUAUCCCCCCCAUCUACCCAACGUCUCCAGGCCCCGUGCCCAUCACUCUAGCCAUGGAGCAUAUUGUGCUGAAGCGGAGUGAUGAUGGUGUGUUCCACGUAGGCGCUGCUGCUCAGGACAGACCAUCAGCUGAAGUACCUAACAGUGAAAAGAGACAGCCCCCAAAAGAACAGGUGAAAGAACUGUCUACCCUACAAAAGGAACUUAUAGAAACUAAACAAGCAUUGGCCAAUGCCAUCCAGGAUAAAGACAAACUUUUCCAGGAGCUUAGGAAAUAUAACCCCUUCUUUGAGCUCUGACAGCUGUGGCUCAGCCAUCUGUGCCAAGGAGAGGCAGUCACCAGCAACAUCAGCACCCAUGACAGACGGCAGCCUCCAGUGUUGAAUAAGUUGAGCUAAGGAUGCCAGAGGGACCGGGCGUGCUUAACUCCUUUCUGCUAUGGGUUGUCACUGGGAUAGCAGAUAGGGCCAAGCAUGACCAUGUUCCAGGAAAUUGGGGGCAGCUUUGUGCGUGGCUCACGCAUCACGUCUUGCUGUUGGGUCCUCUGCACACUAGGUGGCAUCUUCUCCACACUGUAGGCCAUUUCACUGCAUGGUUUCAUGACAGACAUUUGCUUCCUCCACAACCUGUGUGAACAAGGGGAAGUGCUCACCUCCUCAGUCACCCACAGAGCCACCAAAGAUUCUCUUCCUAGAGCUUCCUGUAGCAGACCUGAACAGUCCUGCCUGAGCUCCGGCCACGGGGUAGAGUGGAAUAGGAAGCAGCCAGCAAGGCGGAGUCAGGAGGGGCACGAGAUAAGGGAGACCGGGACCCUGCUUUUUUUGGAAAGGGAACCAAGCUCAUAUCUUCUUGGCUGAUAUUACAAUCAGAUUUUUCAGGGUUCAGCUUCCUUUGUUAGGCUUUGUCAUUGUGAGGCUGUGGUAGAAAGUAAACAACAGCAGCUUUCCCUUCUGUAACACAAUUUAUUUGAAGUUUAAGUCAAAAUAAUAAUCACUCUGGGUUAGGUGGUUGAAGGCAUGAUGUGGUAGGGAUGAGCGGGGAGCUUGGUUCUGAGCCCCAGGUGCCUGCCUAGAAUGCUGCCUCUUCUGCGGCUGCACCUCGGAGGUGCUUUCCUGUCUCCCCAGGGCCCCCGGCACAGCUGUUUCCCCAGCACUAUGACUUUCUACCAGCACUCUCCUUAGCUCUUGGUUUGGGAGCUGAAAGUGUGUUUUAAACUAUAACGUAAACACCUUAGUCUGUUGCACCCCACUCCCCUCUAUCACUGUGGCUUUUAAAAUUAUGUAAUUUUGACUUAAAAAAAAAUACCCUUCAUCCUAGCUAGGUUUUGACACCUGCCCCCCAAAAAGCGCAAUUUCCUCCUCUCUUUCCUAUCUAAUUCUUCCUUAACACUACCUUCAUCUAUACUGUUUUGUGUACUUCAGACUGUGUUGAUUGGACAGAAACUCAUCAGCUAACUCACCUUGAAUCUGCAGGAUGGUAAAUUAGUGAUUUAGUAGUGUCAGUAAAGUCUUAAUCACAUUGACCUAUUGAAGGAAAGGUAAAAUGUUUCCCUGUGGGAAAUCAUGCCCAACUUAUAUAUUAUAGAUUUUUUAGGAUAAAAAGAAACAUGUGUUCAAGAAGGAACAGUAUCUAAUUUGUUCAGACUUUUAAAGAACUUUUGUCAAGUUCUUCAUUAAGGCAGUUUAAAAGCACCAGUUACUGUGAGAUUAUGGGAAUAUUUUGUCAUGCUUAGGAAACAACUUAGAGGCUUAAGAAUAAACAUGUUUCUGGAAAGACUGUUAA